AUGGCUGUAGAGAUCGGGAGGAAAUUUGGAAUAGAGGUCUACAUCGAAAAACUAUUAUACUCGUGCCCAAAAUUAGACAAACUAUAUUUAUUAAUCAGAGAGAAGAAAGGUAUAAGUGCUGAUAAAAGAAUUACAGAUUUGUUUGAUAACCCGCUCUUCAAAAGGUUGAAAAGUAGCAACCCUGAUUUUUUGAAGAAAGUUGUUCUUGUGCCUGGUGACCUUAGCUUACCGAAAUUAGGGAUAUCGCCUAGUGAUGAACAGACUCUCAUUAAUAAGACUACCGCGUUGACUGAGAAGAAAAUGGAAAAAAGUGAAUUUCGUGUGCUCAUUAAGCAUUAUUUUUUGCGGAAAAAAUCCAUUACGAAAACCAAGGCUAUGAUUGAUAAAUAUUAUGGGGACUCUGCACCAUUCAUUUCCAUGGUAAAAAAGUGGUUUACUGAAUUCCGAUGUGGCCGUACCAGCACGGAAGAUGCCGAACGUUCUGGAGGCCCAGUUGAGGUCUCCACAUCUGAAAUAGCUGAAAAAAUGCACGAUAUGGUUUUAGCCGAUCGGCGAUUAAAAGUUUCAAUAGUAUACCAUGCAGGGGCAACAGUUAGAUUUCAUGAGCCGUUGCCAGUGUCCAUGAACAUCAAUUUCGAAGGUACAAGGCAAAUGCUGGAGCUCAGUCAGCGAAUGAAGAAUAUUGAGGCUUUCGUCUUCGUGUCUACAGCGUACGCUCAAGGUAGUGCUAAAGUACUUGUAGAGACUACAUACCCAUCACCAGCUAAAGUAGAAGAUGUUUACAAAUUCAUCGAAGAACAUGGACAUGAUAAUGAUGAAGUCAAAAAGUUUAUAGGUAGUCAUUUCGGCACGUAUGCGUUCGCUAAAUCACUAUCGGAAGCCUAUAUUGCAAAAAAUCAUGGGAAAGUACCCACUGUCAUCAUCAGACCUUCUGCAGUGACUUCAAUGAAAGAUGGACCAGUAAAAGGCUGGCUGGAUAACUGGUUUGGAGCUAGUGGCAUUUUGUUUUAUGUAAACGAAGGUGCCAUCAGGGUUAUGCAUGGUAAAGGAAACAAUAUUAUAGACUUUACACCAGUGGACUACGUUUCUAAUUUGAGUAUCAUAUCAGCUAUGAGAGCUAAAGAAUCCAAUGAAGUACAAGUGUUUAACAGCACAUCAUCAUCAGAUAACCCAGUAAAUUGGGAUACAAUCUAUAAGAAAAUGAAGGAGGAAAAGACAUUGUCUGGGAAAAAUAAGUUUCCGUAUUUAAGUUUGACAUAUGUGAAUUCAAAACUGGGUCUGCAACUGGGAACCUUUUUCCUACAAAUAACUCCUGCUGUUAUAGCUGACUUAUGGUUGAAACUUAAAGGCAAAGACCCUAAGUACCUCAAAGUAGUAUCACAUGCUAUCGCCGUUCGAAACGCUUAUGAGUACUUCACCUCGAAUAUAUUCGUCAUGAGAUCUGACAGGACGAGAGAGCUGCACUCCUCACUGUCUCUCGAAGACAGGGAGGAGUUCCAAUGUGACCCCACCCAGAUUAGAUGGCCAGAAUACUUGAAAGAUAACAUGCAUGGAAUCUAUAAGUAUUUGAAACCCCCUAAAAUGAUAUAG
Molecule: messenger RNA, 1590 nt
Organism: Spodoptera littoralis (African cotton leafworm)
Lineage: Eukaryota; Metazoa; Arthropoda; Insecta; Lepidoptera; Noctuidae
Source: the annotation of a GenBank genome assembly